AUGGCAAUAACCCUUCGCAAGCUCAUCAUCCCCUUUCGUUCUUCUCUUCUUAGGACGAGAUUUUCUCAUUAUGGAUGUAAAGAAGGGUUUGUAGGAGGCACUUCUUUUCGUUAUAGUAAUAUAGCGUCUUCAGAAGAGAAAGUGGUGAAGUUUGAAGACCAAGAAAAACUGUUAGCAAAUGCAAAUGAUUCACUUUCUGAGGAAGAAAUCACGAAAAUUAGGGAAGAAUACAAUGCUGCGAGGGAGAAGUUUCUAAAGAUUCCUGAUGCGUUGAAACAAAUGCCCAAAAUGAAUCCUAAAGGUGUAUACGUUAAUAAGAACGUGCGCUUGGACAAAAUACAAGUCUAUGGAUUCGACUAUGAUUACACGUUGGCGCACUACUCGCCCAAUUUACAAAGCUUGAUUUACGAUCUUGCAAAAGAGCAUCUGGUUAAUGAGUUCAAAUAUCCUGAUACUUGCUUGGACUUCAAAUAUGAUAAUAGUUUUCCUAUCAGAGGGUUAUACUAUGACAAGUCGAAGGGGUGUCUUAUGAAGUUGGACUUUUUUGGGUCAAUUGAGCUUGAUGGAUGCUACUAUGGCAGGCGCAAGCUCAGCCGGAAGGAAAUAGAUGAGAUGUAUGGUACAAGACAUAUUGGCCGUGAUCAAGCAAGAGAACUAGUUCCUUUGAUGGAUUUCUUCUGUUUUAGUGAGGCAUGCCUUAUUGCUGACAUUGUGCAACAUUUUGUUGAUGCUAAAUUGGAAUUUGAUGCUCGUUAUGUAUAUGAAGAUGUGAAUCGAGCGAUACAGUACGUUCAUAAUAGCGGCUUAGUUCACAGAGGAAUUCUUGCUGAUCCCCCCAGAUACCUUGUAAAGAAUGAUCAGCUACUACGCUUUCUAAGGAUGCUAAAGGAUAAGGGAAAGAAACUUUUCUUGUUGACUAACUCUCCCUUUUAUUUUGUGGAUGGAGGGAUGCGCUUUAUGUUGCAGGAUUCUUUGGGUCAGCAAGACUCCUGGAAGGAACUUUUUGAUGUCGUAAUUGCUAAAGCAAACAAGCCAGACUUUUACAAAUCUGACCAUCCAUUUCGCUGUUAUGAUGUGGAGAAGGACACGUUGGCUUUUACAAAAGUUGAUGCUUUCUUGCCCGGUAAAAUUUACUACCAUGGAUGCCUUAAAGCAUUCUUGGAGAUUACAAAGUGGAAGGGUCCAGAGGUGAUAUAUUUUGGGGAUCACCUCUUUAGUGAUCUCAGAGGACCUUCAAAAGCGGGGUGGCGGACUGCUGCCAUCAUCCAUGAAUUGAAGAAUGAGAUCAUGAUUCAGAAUGAUGAUACUUACAGAUUUGAACAGGCGAAAUUUCACAUAAUACAAGAACUUCUUGGUAGGCUUCAUGCGACUGUAACCAGCAGCGUGACAAGUGAAGGAUACAAGUCUCUUCUUAGGGAGCUGAAUGAAGAGAGACAAAAGACUCGAUACAACAUGAAGGGAAUGUUCAAUAAAUCGUUCGGAGCCACGUUCCUCACCGACACUGGUCAGGAGUCUGCAUUCGCUUACCACAUUCAUCAAUAUGCAGAUAUCUAUACUAGUAAGCCCGAGAACUUCUUGUACUAUCCACCCGAGGCUUGGCUUCAUGUGCCGUUCGAUAUAAAAAUCAUGCCACACCAUCUAAAGGUUUCAUCAAAUUUGUUCAGGACUUGAUUACAUCAAUCAUAUUGCCAAUGCCCAAGAGAUCUUAAGUCAGUAUACUAAUUUUUACGGAGACUUGGAUAUUCUUUGACGAUCCAUUUUCUGGAAGCAAUCGCUGGAAAUUUUUGGUAGAUUCAUUAGUAUUCUAGUGUUCUUUUAGAUAAAAUUGGAACGAUGCAGAAAAAUUAGCGUUCUGGGUGAUUGUAGUAUGUGCCCUUAUUCAUUAUGGUAGUAGCAUAGUUAUUGUCUUGGAAAGCAAAGUUUAAAGGGUCAGCAGCAUUCUUAGUAGAUGAUUAAUAUUCAAUUGUCUUGCAAGUAAGUGAAUAAAAUGCAAGAACCAGUAUUUAGUCAAUCAUGUCAUACAUUUGAAGCUGAUGAGAAAAUUUUCAGUCA
Lycium ferocissimum is the source of this 2052-nucleotide messenger RNA. RefSeq lists its product as uncharacterized. The transcript has 14 exons. Gene Ontology annotation, molecular function: 5'-nucleotidase activity. The coding region runs from base 1 to 1671 and encodes 556 amino acids. The record is from RefSeq and is a predicted model, not a curated record. NCBI's taxonomy places the organism in Eukaryota, Viridiplantae, Streptophyta, Magnoliopsida, Solanales, Solanaceae.